Molecule: messenger RNA, 3931 nt
Organism: Aspergillus sclerotioniger CBS 115572
Lineage: Eukaryota; Fungi; Ascomycota; Eurotiomycetes; Eurotiales; Aspergillaceae
Exons: 2
Coding region: 344-3688 (1114 amino acids)
Source: RefSeq, a predicted model, not a curated record
AUCAAAACAGGCCCUUUGCUAUUGCAAUUUUUUUACAGAAUCUCUUUCUCCGACUCGGUCACAGACAAAGUUACAAGACUGUUCUCGAAGCUUCGUAUGAUUGGUUCUGCCAUUCUAUAACCUGCUAAAUCCUCGUGCGGUCACAGCGUCGCCGUAUCUUGUCUGUGCAUCCACCAUUUCCUGGAUUCUUUUGGCAAGGCUUCCUAUUCCGUGGUCUUCUGCUCUCGCAUGUCUCCUGGGAAACUAGUCUAAGCAGCACGCAAUUAUACACGGCUGGGGAAGCUGAUUCUGGCUCACACCUGACAAACAAAGCUCACGUUUAUCCAUCAACGCACUACAGGCUAUGUCCAAGUUAAAAGAAUCAGACACCGCGGAUUAUAUCUCCAGACUCGGUUCAGUAACACCGACAAGAUCUUCCUUGUCGCAAGUCGGGAAGUCGCCAGGCAGAACAGAUGGUAGCCAUAUCCGGGAGGGACUUGGCAGUUUGAAUCGCUGGUCGCAAUCAACUGCAUCUAGCAAAAGUUCGACAGAUUAUUAUCGUCAACUCGACGUUUCUCGAGCGUCUAGAUCACCUUCCCCGUCCGCUGGUCAUGGUGAUCACAGUAACGAUAAUGAGGGCUUAAAUUCUAAGAGUCGCAUGACCCCAGAGACGAGAUCCGAAAUGCUCGAUUAUCCUCAGGAGCUGUCCACAUUGAAUAAUGAUGGCCAAUUGUGCGGGCAUAACCCUUUUCAACCAUCGAUUGCGUCAAGCCAUGACCUUUUGUCACCCUUCUCAGUCGACGUAGCAGCAACAACAUCACGGACGCAUUCGGUAUCUUCGGGAGUCGGUAGAAUUCCUCACAAUUUAUUUAAUAACCCCUGGAUGAAAGAGCACGAUUCUAGAACCGAUGCUGCUCGGGAAACAGCUGGAGGUAUUACCACUCGCCCCAUCUUAGAGGCACACAGUCCACGCGCACAGGGCCCUGAGGCUUCUCUCGAAGAAAGUGGGCCAGACAAUGGCCAGGAGAAGAGGAAGCGGGGCCAGUCACAAAAAGCAAUGCUCUCGAAAGCGCUGCAGAAAGCGAACACGGCGGUUCUUCUAGAUAACGCGGCAAAUUUCGAAGGGGCCAUGGAGGCUUAUAAUGAUGCGUGUCAACUCCUACAUUUGGUAAUGCUGCGGAGUGAUGGAGGAGAAGAUGAGAAGCUAAAGCUCCAAGAAAUACGAGAUACGUAUAUGAUACGAGUCACUGAGCUACAACGGAUGGACUUUUCCUUCCGCGAUUUGGACAGUAAAGCCCUCCCUGAACGCCCGCCUAGCCAGGAAUCGUAUGGCGAAUUAUCUCAUUCAAACCAUGACGACAAGGCCGAAUCAUUAUCCGGGGAGGAAUCUGUCUCUUUGCACCGCAGUUCUCAUGCUCGACCAGUUGAUGUAUUAGAAAGGCUAGCACCAGAUUGGGAUCACCCAGAACGUCAGUCACUAUUGUCCUCGCCUCUAGGUGACGGUGCCCAGAUUGCAGCCGAAUCGUCCAAUUUUAAUAGUCACUCUCAGCCUGGAUCAUUCCGUCAUAUUUCAGGCAGUGAGUCCAUGGGUGCUCUUGCAUCCCCAGAAUCUCUAAUUUCAGGAGUGGAUAUCACAUAUGGUGCUGUCCAAUCUGACCUGUCCUCAUUGAGCAACCAUGAGAGAGAUGUUAAUGAAUCAACGUCCUGGCUCGACACUAUUGAUGAGUCUGGUGCAUCUUCCCCGGCCUCUAUGCACUCAGAAGCUUCAUCAAUAUACUUGCGACGUAGGGGAAACUUUCAUCCUAAUUUUGGUCCUGAGGCCGAGUUUGAUGCUGCCCUUGAUGCUGCCGUGGAGGCUGCGUAUGAUGAAGGUCUAGAGCCAGCGAUGGAGCUGGGAAAUAGCCAUGACAGCAAUGAGAUUGUGGCGAACGCUCGGAGGAACGUUGAAAUGGCGAAGCAGAAAGUAAGGGAAGCCGAACGGGAGGCUCAGUUAACAUUGGCACGUGGACAAGAAAUGCGGCGUAUACAAGAACAGACAGCGCUCGACAGUGUCAGUCGGCCUGAGACAGAAUAUCUUGAUGAAGAAGCGGAAGAAGAGGAGCGCUUGCUAGAGGAAAUGACUCGAGGCUAUGUCAUGGAUGACUUUGAAUUCGGUAUACAGUCAAAGUCUGCUCUUCCCCGCCAGUCAGGUUCGAGCAGCCUUCCCGGCAAGAUCUGGGAGAGCUUGAGUACCUCCAACACCAUGACGGCUUCUGCAACUUUAUCUUCCCUAACGGAGAAUGGGAUCCUGUGCCUAGCCGAUGAAAAAGCCCCCGAGCCUAGCGGGUCACCCUUUUUAACAUGUGACACUCUCUCGGUUUCGACGAAGCCAGCGCUUGGUCCGAUAUCAACGCCAAGUGUACGAGCACGAAGGUUGUCUAGUCAAUAUACUACGGAACUGAAGAUCGAAACAAAUGCGGACCCGCUAAGUCUCCGGCCUCCGCCAGUCCCGAAAGAUGACACAGCGUCAAGCUCUUCUGGUUUCCAUCAAUCGAGCAGGACAUCGGGUUCUGCUUCUGCUCUACGGUCAGCCAGCCACCCCAAAAAAAGGAAUGUCUCAAUUGGGUCGUUUAACGAGGAUGCUUUGGGUAACGCGAGUCUGGAGCGGGUCUUUUAUCACGACGAUAGCGGCCAUGGGCUGCCGAAACUUCCAUCUCCGACCCAACCCAUCGGUAAAGUGCCUUCAGCACCGGACAACCUGGGCAAGUUAAAUACAGGCCAAGCAUCUUUCCGGAUGAGAAAUGUAUCAGUCUCGGGUCCGGAACCGUUCGCCGAGUCUCCAAAUACUCCGUCGAGCAAUGCGUUCCCUGGUUUUGAUACCCACAAAGGACCGAUGACUGCUUCGAUACCGGUCAUGCCUACACCAACCGCUAGUAAUAUAUCUGCCAAUGGCUUGCCCAGUGGAGGACUCAACUUAUUUGAUAGCCAUAUACAUUCGCCCACUAGUCCUGGAUCCCCUAACCUGAUGGCAGCUGAUGCUCCUCUUCCAUUGGAACCAUGUCCCGAAUCGUUCCUCCUGCGGCCAUUUUGGCUAAUGCGAUGUAUUUAUCAGACAAUUUCCCACCCCCGUGGUGGCUAUCUGUCGACGAAACUGUUUAUCCCACGAGACGUGUGGCGCGUUAAGAAUGUGAAGAUCAAGGCAGUCGAAGAAAAAGUUUCGAAUUGCGAUUUACUAACAGCCGCAUUACUGAAGCUGGCGAAGGUUGACACUUACGAUGCUGAUGCUGUUUUGGAGGAGAUGCAAUCCUUGGAGGGGGUUCUUGACCAGGUGCAGAUGUCGCUGUCCAAGAAAAUAGGUAGCGAGGUUGGAGUGCAGGGAGCGAUGCCGCUCUUCAAAUCCGCUCAAGCUUUUGAUGACGCGGCAACUCUAGAUGCACUGCCAUCUAAGCCUUCCAAUGGGCCGAGCAAAUCUUAUCUGACUUCCUGGCGCAAGCUACGUUCCAAGAAUUCUGGGCUUAGUGCUACGGCCUCCUUCCCUACAUCGAAGGAUCCCGGUAAAGACAAUUUGACAAUCAAUACCAUCCCGAUGACGUCUAUACCGGCUUCACAGCCUUUGAGGCGUAGUGCGUCCCAGUUGCAAUACAAUGGGCCCAAUAAUUAUAUGGGAGCUCUAGCACGGCUUUGCGAUGCGGCUCAAGUUUUGGGUAAGUGCAAUCGAUCCAUACUUUGAAAUCACUUCAGCAGAACUGAUUUCAUCUUUCCAGACCAAAUUGCUCAACAGGUUGAAGAUCCGGGCCUCAAGCACUCGUCCCCGACAUUAGUGGGCCUGGAAUUGAGCACUCGCCAUGCUGCAGAGUUCUUCGGACUCUACGUGUGCCGGUUUGCUCUGAACGACAUUGGCAUGAUGCUUGAUAAAUUCAUAAAACGAGGCAGUGAGUGGGUACUGAUAUGACGACAUAGUCUUCGCCAUAUA